UCCAGGCAAGGAUACUGGAAUGGGCUGCCAUUUCCCUCUCUAGGGGAGCUUCCCGACAAAGGGCUCGAAGCUGCAUCUCCUGCUUGGCAGGCGGGUUCUUUAUCACUGAGGCACCUGAGAAUUCCUGAAGUGAAGUGUAGUGAAAGUGAAGUCGCUUAGUCGUGUCCGACUCUUUGCCACCCCAAGGACUGUAGCCCGCCAGGCUCCUACGUCCAUGGAAUUUCCCAGGCAAGAGUACUCGAGUGGGUUGCCAUUUCCUUCUCCAGAGAAUUCCUGAAGUGUACAUGAAUUUAAUUUAUGGCGAGGUUUCUUUAACCUGGAGAUCCCAGUUGGGGGGAGGGGAGGGGAGUGGGCAUUUUUCCCCCCCCCAAAGUAAAGUGUACGGAGCGUAGGGUGUCUGGAGAAACGGAGUCGCAUAGGACUUGCGCGACCCGCAGUGCGUGCAGCCUGUGGAGGACGCUCCUCUAGGGGUGGGCCGGAGUAGUCCUGCAGUGAAUGGCGGUGCUUAAGUGUCGCUCCCAGCGCGGGCCAAUCAGAAAAGUGGAGAGGCGGGGACCCGAGUCGCGAUUGGCUGGCCCCGGGGUAAUCGGGAGAGCCCGGACUUGGCGGGAGUCUAGACCGCCGCCAGGCUCGCAGAGUCCCAUCCCGGGGUGUCCAGGCGCCGCGGUCAUGUUCGUGUCCGACUUCCGCAAGGAGUUUUACGAGGUGGUCCAGAGCCAGAGGGUCCUUCUCUUCGUGGCCUCGGACGUGGACGCUCUGUGCGCUUGCAAGAUCCUUCAGGCCCUGUUCCAGUGUGACCACGUGCAGUAUACACUGGUUCCAGUUUCUGGGUGGCAAGAACUUGAAACUGCAUUUCUAGAGCAUAAAGAACAGUUCCGCUAUUUUGUCCUCAUAAACUGUGGCGCCAACGUGGAUCUGCUGGAUAUCCUUCAACCCGAUGAAGAGGCCGUGUUUUUCGUGUGUGACACUCACAGGCCAGUCAAUGUCGUGAACGUGUACAACGACACCCAGAUCAAACUGCUCAUUAAACAAGAUGAUGACCUUGAAGUUCCGGCUUAUGAAGACAUCUUCCGGGAUGAAGAGGAGGAUGAAGAACAUUCGGGAAAUGAAAGCGAUGAGGGCUCAGAGCCCUCUGAGAAGCGCACACGGCUAGAGGAGGAGAUCGCAGAGCGAACCCUGAAGAGAAGGCAGCGGAGAGAGUGGGAGGCCCGGAGGAAAGACAUCCUCUUUGACUACGAGCAGUACGAGUAUCACGGGACAUCGGCGGCCAUGGUGAUGUUCGACCUGGCGUGGCUGAUGUCCAAGGACCUGAGCGACAUGCUGUGGUGGGCCAUCGUUGGACUCACGGACCAGUGGGUGCAAGACAAAAUCACCCAGGUGAAGUACGUGACCGACGUGGGCGUGCUGCAGCGGCAUGUGUCCCGGCACAGCCACCGGCACGAGGAUGAGGAGCACGCGCUCUCCGUGGACUGCGCGCGCAUCUCCUUCGAGUACGACCUCCGCCUGGUGCUCUACCAGCAUUGGUCCCUCCACGACAGCCUGUGCAACACGUGCUACACGGCAGCCAGGUUCAAGCUCUGGUCCCUGCACGGGCAGAAGCGGCUGCAGGAGUUCCUCGCGGAUGUGGGUCUCCCCCUGAAACAGGUGAAGCAGAAGUUUCAGUCCAUGGAUGUCUCCUUGAAGGAGAAUUUGCGGGAAAUGAUUGAAGAGUCUGCAAAUAAGUUUGGCAUGAAGGACAUGCGUGUCCAGACUUUCAGCGUCCACUUUGGCUUCAAGCACAAGUUCCUGGCCAGCGAUGUGGUCUUCGCCACAAUGUCGCUGAUGGAGAGCCCCGAGGACGGCUCCGGGACAGACAGCUUCACGCAGGCCCUGGACAGCCUCUCCAGGGGUAACCUGGACAAGCUCUACCGCGGCCUGGAGCUCGCGAAGCAGCAGCUGCGUGCCACGCAGCAGACCAUCGCCAGCUGCCUCUGCACCAACCUUGUCGUCUCCCAGGGGCCCUUCCUCUACUGCUCCCUCACGGAGGGCACCCCGGACGUGGUGCUGUUCUCCAAGCCCGCCUCCCUGAGCCUGCUCAGCAGACACCUGCUCAAGUCCUUCGUGUGCUCGACAAAGAACCGGCGCUGCAAGCUGCUGCCCUUGGUGAUGGCCGCCCCCCUGAGCGCGGAGCAGGGCACUGUGACCAUGGUGGGCAUCCCCCCAGAGACCGACAGCUCGGACAGAAAGAACUUUUUCGGCCGGGCGUUUGAGAAGGCAGCGGAGGGGACCAACUCCCGGGCGCUGCACAACCACUUUGAUCUCUCAGUGAUGGAGCUGAAAGCUGAGGACCGCAGCAAGUUCCUGGACGCACUCGUGACCCUGCUGUCCUAGGAGUUUGAUUUCUUCAGAAGUCACCUCCUCCUCCUUAUUUAUGCUGACUGGUUUUUACUUAGGUUGUAAGUCACGGACGUGGUUUUAGACACAGGGACAAUGGUUUUUAAUGGAAUAAAAUGGCGCCCUAAUUUUGGGUCUGGUCACAGGGCCAGCA
This is a messenger RNA of Cervus elaphus (red deer), 2527 nucleotides long. It is a transcript of the gene CDC45, whose product is annotated as cell division cycle 45. The transcript has 19 exons. The record is from RefSeq and is a predicted model, not a curated record. The coding region runs from base 496 to 2370 and encodes 624 amino acids. NCBI's taxonomy places the organism in Eukaryota, Metazoa, Chordata, Mammalia, Artiodactyla, Cervidae. Gene Ontology annotation, cellular component: DNA replication preinitiation complex. Gene Ontology annotation, biological process: DNA replication initiation; double-strand break repair via break-induced replication; mitotic DNA replication preinitiation complex assembly. Gene Ontology annotation, molecular function: single-stranded DNA binding; chromatin binding; DNA replication origin binding.